AUGAACCCCUCUGUUGUGGCUGCCCACAAGAGGAUUGGACUUCUCCAAAAGUUCAACAAAUGGCAAGGGAAAGCCAUUGAGAAGAUGCAAAAGUCCAUGGACAAGAUGGUGAGCAAGAUCAAAAGUUUGGAGAAGAAGGUUUCUGGUUCUUCAAGCAAGAAGAAGAAGGCUCCAAGGCCCCCACAUUCCCUAGGAGUAGAUCCUUCUCACCACUCCAAGGAGGCUCCCUGCCCAAGAGCCUCACAGAGCCUCUUCUUUCGAGCCAAGGGAAGGAGAAGACAACACGCAGAGAAGGAGGAAGACUCUAAGGCCAGACGCUCCAGCUCGACCACCGGACUCGAUCGAGUCCAAACAGAGGAAACUCAACUCGAUCGAGCUGACGGUCGAGUUGACCUGGAGGAGCCCCAGUUUGAGGAUCCGGGAUUUGAAUACGAUCCCAACCUUACCAGGAGCCUCCCCGGAGUAGAUGGAACCCCUAUGGACAGUACGAGCUAG
Molecule: messenger RNA, 495 nt
Organism: Microthlaspi erraticum
Lineage: Eukaryota; Viridiplantae; Streptophyta; Magnoliopsida; Brassicales; Brassicaceae
Source: the annotation of a GenBank genome assembly